AAAGGAAGAGGGAACGAACGAGAGAACUGUCCGGUCUGAGCAGUGGCUCGCGCAUGCGCGAAUCAGUAGCAAUGCACUGGCACGUAAUGCUAUCGGCGAGCCAGUCUGACGCCAGGCACCGCGACGCUAUGACGUCACUGGUCCGCGUUUUUCCACCGAUCGUUCCACGACAGCGACCCGUAUCGAGCCACUGAGCGAUUCUUUCGAGCCGAUCCGGACCAAGCAGGGGACUUUGGUACAUUUCAUCCUUUUCUCUCCCCCCUCCUCAACAACAAAUUAUCCUCUUUCCUCCUCUUGCCUUCUGUUCGAGAAAACUCUUCGGUGAACAAGAUCGCCACGACUUUGGGAUAAAGUGAAGAGAAAGAGAGAGAGAGAGAGAGACAAUUGUUCGUUCUCUACUCGAACAUUUGAAACGUUUUAAAAGGAAUUCGAUCGGUGAUCGAUCAAUUCGAUUGAAAGAUGCGAGGCGAACGGUGAGAGACUCCGUUCCACGCCUGGGGAUCAGGGAUUAUUAGAAACAGAGAGCGAGUUGCGACGCGGUGAAGAAAGGGAUUGACCGUUCGAGAGAGAGAGAGAGAGAGAGAGAGAGGAUUGCAGAGAAACAUGGGGAAGAAGAACAGCAAGUUGAAACAGGAUACCAUCGAUCGACUCACCAGCGACACGUAUUUUACCGAGAAGGAGAUUCGACAAUGGCACAAAGGAUUCCUGAAAGACUGCCCCGACGGGUUGCUGACGGAACAGGGUUUCAUAAAGAUCUACAAGCAGUUCUUUCCCCACGGCGAUCCAUCGAAAUUCGCCUCCCUCGUUUUCAGAGUGUUCGACGAAAAUAGCGACGGCACGAUAGAAUUCGAAGAGUUCAUAAGGGCGCUCUCGGUGACGUCGCGCGGAAACUUGGACGAGAAACUUCACUGGGCGUUUCGACUCUAUGACGUGGAUAACGAUGGUUUCAUCACAAGGGAGGAAAUGUACAAUAUCGUCGACGCGAUGUACGAGAUGGUGGGUCAACAGCCGCAGGCGGAAGACGAGAACACGCCGCAGAAAAGGGUGGACAAGAUCUUCGAUCAAAUGGACAAAAACCACGACGACAAGCUGACCCUGGAGGAGUUUCGGGAGGGUAGCAAGGCCGACCCGAGGAUCGUGCAGGCGCUGUCGCUAGGCGGCGAGUAACGGCAGCCCUUCUCGAGGCCGGACAAAUCGUCGUCGUCGUUCGUUUCAAGCCGAACGAUCGCCCCGUCGCCUCGAUCCGGUCGUCGAAACGGAUAACAGAGAAAGAGAGAGAGAGAGAGAGA
Molecule: messenger RNA, 1289 nt
Organism: Apis florea (little honeybee)
Lineage: Eukaryota; Metazoa; Arthropoda; Insecta; Hymenoptera; Apidae
Product: frequenin-2
Molecular function (GO): calcium sensitive guanylate cyclase activator activity; calcium ion binding
Source: RefSeq, a predicted model, not a curated record